AUUUUAUCGAAUAACACAUUAAUAUAACACUGUAAUAUUAUAUAUAUAGAGACAAAAAUUAAAAUUCCAGUGCUAUAGUUUAUCCAAAAUUUUAGUAAAAAUUAACAAUUAUAAAAUUUUAACAAUUAUAAAAGAUAAAACAUAUAGUUUAUAUAACCACUCAUAUAAUGUCUAAAUAAAACAAAUAUAAGUAAGAUAACAUUACAUUAUUUCAUACUUAACAAAAAGUUUAUAUUGUUUAUUGCUGAUGACAAGAUCCAAAUAUAUUCUGUUGGAUGCCUAAAUUUAAAACUUUUGAGUUUUAGCUAUAAAUAUAUUUUUACUAAAAUGAAAGAUUCAUAACUCGGACCAUGUCUAAUGAAACAUUAAUGUUACUCUUAACAAUUAUAUCACAGAAUAUCGACUCCUAAAUAUAUCAAAUAAUUUACGCUUAUAGUAUGGGCUUUACCAUCUUUAUUCCAAUGUCGGUCUUACAUAAUCUAACAAAUAAAUUAUAUGGUCGACAUGUCUAUCUAAAUCAAAAAUAAGUAAUCUAUCAAAAAAUCGAAUCUCAGUAACCUAUCAUUUUAAGCCAGCGCAUAUAUUCUACACAGAGAAAUUAGGAAUAUAAUCUAUAGAAAAAAGGAAGUUAUAGAUUUGUUUUUGAAUUAACAUAUCCCAGACGUGGCAGAAAAUUAGUGAUUAAUAAGAAGAUAAUCAUGUGUACAAGAUAAAGUUGCAAGGUUAUAUAACCACUCAUAUCGUGUGAAGAAAACAUUCAAAGUUUAAAAUAACAUAAAUAUUUUGUACUUUAAAAGAGAUUUUGUUCCGUGUUCAUUGCCGGCCUGAGAUCUAGCAUCUGAUAUUCGACAUCUGACAUCCGACAUUGUAAGAAUAUAAAUCUUUUCCUCUUUUGUCGAUCUGGUUUUUAAACGUUUUGUUUCUUAGAUCUUUGUUAAUGGUGUUGGUUUCUGAGUUUAAUUUAAUUAACAAUUACUUUUUCUUGAUUUUGUUGUACGUAGAACUAUGAAUUGACUCGGAAAGUUGGUAAUGAUUUAUUAUUCUUUUUUUUUAUUUGAUAAUUUUUUGUUCUUUUUAUUUUGUAAUUUAUUGUUGAUAAUUUUCAUAACUAAAAGUGAAUUAAACUAUUUUAUUUGUUGUUCAUAUAUUAUCGACAAUAUAUUUAAAUUAUCUCAGCGUUGACACAUAAAAUUUUUAAACUCUAAAGCAUUAUAUAUGUAAAACACACAAAUGUAAAAAGCAUAGUAGAAAGUAAAAUAUAUAUCUAUGUAGAUAGCUAAUUAGCUGUAUGUGAGACAUGACAAAUGAAUUUGUGUUCUAAAUAUUUUCUUUUUGAAGGAAACAACAUAGCAUACAAAUAAAUAAAUAAAUAUAUUGUAUACACAUAUUAACUUAAUAUAUAAUACAAUAUAUUACUUAUUCCAGUUUAAAUUUUGAUAGUUUUUUAAUACUCAAUAAAUUUAUAGUUGCAUAUAAUUUUACUUUUAGUUAUAUAUGUAUUUGUAAACUACAAAUAAAUAAAUCAAUAAAUAAUAUAUAAUUAAUGUUUGAGACCAAACCCAAAUAUGUCAUCUAUAAAAAUGUCAAAUUUUAAUAAUAUAUAUUUUCAAACCAAGACAUCAUAAUUCUAUGUUUAAAAAAAAUACAGUAUGAUAAUUAUGAUAGAUUAUUAUUGAUAAUAAAAUAAAUAUAUUUUUGAUCAAUCUAAAUAUAUUUUAAGAGAAUUAUUUUGUUAGUGACUUUAAUUUAAUUGAUGGCUAGAUCAUGAUGAUUCACUAUUUUUUUUUUGACAAUUUGCUAUUAAAUGAUUUAUGAUUAAAAAUACAUAUGAUUUAUAUUUGUUUGCUGUUCAUAUAUGUUGUGGACUACAUAUGAAAAGUGCAAACCAUGUUUAUAUAUAACUCUAUAAACAUGACUCAUGUAAAAUAAUAAUCUAGAAGAAAGUUAGAGAAGCUAUAUAUAUAUAUCGCGAAUUUAUAAAAUGUAUCACACUUAGACCAGAAAAAGUUUGAGGAGUGUGGGAGGGAGAGAGAUGGCCUUCUCUGGCCUUCUUCCCCGAAGAGUAGAGAUAAAAAACUCUCUCCCUCUCUCUCUCCUGCAACUUGUUCGCUCGUUUUGUUUAGCUAAAGGUAGCUCACAGCAAUGGAGAUGGUGGGAAAAGUCGUUAGGAAGGAGAUCGACGGGGUCGGGUUCUGCUUCGGUACGGUGCAAUCCUACGAUCCUUCUGGAUUUUACGUGAUCGUGUACGAGAAUGGCGUUACGGAGACUUCGAGUUUGACCGAGUUUGCUGCUCUCGUGGUGGGAGAAGACCAAUUCGAGGAAGCGCAAACGCCGGUUCAAGUGAAUCUUCCUAAGAAGAUCAGGAAGCGGCCUCCGGAUAAUAUCAACCGAUGCAGUGAUAUGUUGCCGAACGAGGUCAAUGUGAUGAGGGAUGUCGAUUUGAACGAAGAGAUUCCGGAGGAGGAUGCUGGGGUUGGUGAUGGCGGUUUGAGAGGGAAUCUUGAUUUGAAUCGUGCACCUGUGGAGGCUCUAGAUUUGGAUUUGAAUACGGCUGUGCCGGAAGCUGAUGAAGGUUUGGGUUAUGAGGAGAAUCCUAGUAACAAAAGGAGGAGAUUGAUUGAUCUGAACGUGGAUGCGAGCUGUGAUUUGGAGGAUGCUGAGGUCCGUGAUUUGAAUGCUGACGAGAGGGAGGGAUGGUUUGAUUUGAACCUGGAGAACAGCGAUGGUGACGUACUCGUUCAGAUGAAUGGAUAUGGCGAAGUUCAAGAAACCAACGUGCAGGAUGAAAACGGUGUCCAAGAUGAUCUUGAGGCUGGAGGAUUUGAAGAAGUCCACGUUGCUGACGUAUCCAGCGGUCAGAUUUUGGAGGAGAACAGUGUUUCACCGCAAGAUCUCAAUGCUCCUGAUGCUAAUGGAGCUGAGGGGGAUCAUGAUCUUCCUGAGCAUAACAGUGCUUCACUGCCAGAUCUCAAUGCUCCUGAUGCUAAUGGAGUUGAGAGGGAUCAUGAUCUUCCUGAGCGUAACAACGUUUCACCGCAAGAUCUCAACGCUCCUGAUGCUAAUGGGGCUGAGGGGGAUCAUGUUCUUCCUGAGCAUAACAGUGUUUCACUACAAGAUCUUAAUUCUCCUGAUGCUAAUGGAGCUGAGGGGGAUCAUCAUCUUUUUGAGCAUAACAGUGCUUCGCUACCAGAUCUCAAUGCUUCUGAUGCUAAUGGAGCUGAGGGGAAUCAUCAUCUUCCUGAGCGUAACAGUGUUUCACCGCAAGAUCUCAACGCUCCUAAUGCUAAUGGAGCUGAAGGGGAUCUUCAUCUUCCUGAGCAUAACAGUACGUCACUGCCAGAUCUCAAUGCUCAUGAUGCUAAUGGAGCUGAGGGGGAUCAUCAUCUUCCUGAGCGUAACAUUGUUUCACUGCAAGAUCUCAAUGCUUCUGAUGCUUAUGGAGCUGAAGGGGAUCAUCAUCUUCCUGAGCAUAACAAUGCUUCACUGCCAGAUCUCAACGCUUCUGAUGUUAAUGGAGCUGAGGGGGAUCAUCAUCUUCCUGAGCAUAACAGUGCUUCACUGCCAGAUCUCAACGCUCAUGAUGCUAAUGGAGCUGAGGGGGAUCAUCUUCCUGAGCAUAACAAUGCUUCACUGCCAGAUCUUAAUGCUUAUGAUGCUAAUGGAGCGGAGGGAGAUCAUCAUCUUCCUGAGCAUAACAGUGCGUCACUGCUAGAUCCCAACGCUCAUGAUGCUAAUGGGGCUGAGGGGGGUCAUCAUCUUCCUGAGCGUAACAUUGUUUCACUGCAAGAUCUCAAUGCUCCUGAUGCUAAUGGAGCUGAGGGGGAUCAUCAUCUUCUUGAGCCUAACAGUGCUUCACUGCCAGAUGUCAACGCUCCUGAUGCUAAUGGGGCUGAGGGGAAUCAUGUUCUUCCUGAACAUAACAGUGGUUCACUGCCAGAUCUCAAUGCUCCUGAUGCUAAUGGAGCUGAUGGGGAUUAUGUUAUUCCUGAUCAUAACAGUGUUUCACCACAAGAUCUCAACGCUUCUGUUGCUAAUGGUGCUGAGGGGGAGCAUCAUCUUCCUGACCAUGUUGCUAACUCUGUUGAUAAGUUUCUCUCUGAUAAGGAUCAUGAUCUUCCUGUCAGUAGCACUGUUACAGCUUGCUUAGCUGAUGAAGUAUCGCCUGCUCUGUCAGUUAAUUGUGUGACAGCCGAGAAAAAUUGGAUCGUUGAGAGGAUCUCUUUGCUUCCGCCAAAGCCACAGUUACCUCCAUCCUCGCCUAAUUUGAAUUUGGAUGGUCUUCCCAUUCCUUAUGUCUUUGCUACUUACACUUUUCUGCGAUCCUUCAGUACCGUGCUGUUUUUGAGUCCCUUUGAGUUGAAGGAUUUUGUGGAAGCGCUGAGGUGCACGUCUCCUAGUCUACUGUUUGACAGCAUUCAUGUUUCCCUCUUGCAAAUACUAAGAAAAGAUUUGGAAAAACUCGCUGGUGAAGAUGACCAGUCUGCGACUCUUUGCCUGAGGAGUCUUGAUUGGGACAUGUUGGAUGUGGUUAAUUAUCCCCUUUAUGUAGUCGAGUACCUGCUAUUUUCUGGUUCUAAGCACGGCCCUGGAGUGGAUCUAGCUCGGUUUAACUUUUUCAGAAAUGAGUACUUCAGACUGCCCAUGACUCUGAAAACUGAGAUACUUACCUGUUUGUGUGGUGAUAUGAUGGAUGCUGAAGUUGUGAUAUCAGAGCUUAAUAAAAGAUCUGCUGAUGGUUCCUCUGACAGGAACGGUGGUGAAGACUGUUUUAUUUGUAAAAUGGAUGGUAAGUUAGUGUGCUGUGAUGGUUGUCCAGCUGCCUAUCAUUCUAAGUGUAUUGGUGUUGCCUUGGACCUUUUGCCUGAGGGUGCCUGGUACUGCCCUGAAUGUUCAUUUGACCGGCGUGUGCCAGGAUUGAAGCCUGCAAAGCAAAUUCGAGGAUCACAGCUUAUAGAGAUUGAUCCCCAUGGCCGAAAGUACUACAGCAGUUGUGGCUACUUAUUGGUGAUCGAUAGCGACGGUUCAGGCUCAGCGAACUACUACCAUGCAAAUGAUGUGAUGCUUGUGCUGGAGCAGCUCAAGUCAUGCGGUAUUUUCUAUGUUGACGUAACAACUGCAAUUAAAAAGCACUGGAACAUCCCUGUUACCGAACCAGAUAUCCUUAAUAUGAGUUCUGAAGGAUCUGCCGAAACUGCAAACAAUGGUUUGGAUGUCAUGGAAGAGACAAAUAUGAUGAACACAAGGGAAGAAGUUAGACCUAAUGCGCAGAGUGAAUCGGGCUACAGAAACCAGUACUUAUUUGCUCAGUUGACUACAGCAAUUUCUGAAGAGAUGGCACGUAACUCACCUGACCGUGCUAAUGAUAUGAGAUCUGAUGAAGAGAUAGCGUCGACCCAGCUGAAGACUAUAUUGAUGAAAGCCAACAAAUUUCAGUGGCGAAGCAUCCAAGGCCUCUACCUAGAUGCAUGGAAAGAAAAAUGUGGAUGGUGUCAUUCUUGCAAGUUUGGGGAUGCCAGGAGGGAGAAAAUUUGUUUUUUUAAUAUGAGUCUCGGGGCUUUACGGGGUCCUUCGGAAAGUGAGAUUGCCAACAGUCAACCCACUGAUAACAAAAGUCAUCUUAUGGCUAUCAUAUCGCAGCUAUUAUCCAUGGAAAGUCGAUUGCAAGGUCUUUUGGUUGGUCCAUGGUUGAAUCCACAGUACUCCAGUAUUUGGCGUGAAAACAUUCUGAAAGCAUCAAGCAUAUACAGCUUGAGACAUUCAUUGGUUGAAUUUGAGGCGAAUUUGCAUCAUCUUGUUCUUUCACCUCAGUGGCUAAACCAUGUCGAUUCUGCCGUAGAAAUGGGCUCGUCUAAACAUGUUAUCAUUGCUUCCACACGAUCAUCGUCAAAGACUACCAUUGGUAAAAGAAGGGGGACAUCGUUGGAGUCUGGGGUUAACCCUACUACUGCAAAGAAUAAUGGUGGAUCUCCCAUGUGUUGGUGGAGAGGCGGCCAACUUUCACGGCAGUUAUUCAACUGGAAGGUUUUGCCUAGCUCUUUGGUCUCGAAUGCUGCUAAACAAGGUGGAAGUGUGAAUAUUCCAGGAAUAAUGUAUCCUACUGAGAGUUCAGAGCCCGCUAAGAGAAGCCGACGUGUUGCCUGGGAAGCAGCUGUUGAGUCAUCCACGACUUCAGAGCAGCUCGGUGUUCAGGUGAGGACACUCCAUUCUUACAUAAAGUGGGAUGAUGUUGAGAACAGUCAUCUUCUUCUUGCAUCGGACAAAGAAUCCAAAAAAUCUGCCAGGCUGUUCAAAAAAGUGAUUGUCCGUGGGAAGUGCAUAGAGGAAGAGACUGUUGAGUAUCUCCUUGACUUUGGUCAAAAGAGAUCUAUUUAUAUUCCGGAUGUUGUAUUGAAGAAUGGUCGGAUGAUUGAAGAAUCCUCGGGUGAAAGAAGAGAGUACUGGCUGAAUGAAUCAUAUGUGCCUUUACAUCUGCUGAAAGGAUUUGAAGAGAGAGAAGCUGUACGAAAAACUAGUAACCCAGGAGGCUCUUUUAGACACCCUGAGAUAGAACAAGUACGGAAAAGGUCCUCAGAGAGAAAAGGAUUGUCAUACCUGUUUGAAAGGGCAGAAAGACCCGAGUCUUCUUUGUGUGAGCAAUGUAAGGAACAUGUGCCUUUGAGUGAUGCUGCGUGCUGCCACAUCUGCAAAAAAUCAUUUCACAAAGAGCAUAUCAGGAGAGCGGACGAGGAAGGCAUGUACAUCUGUCUUCCAUGCAAAAGAGCAGAGCUAGCAGAAGAACAACCCAUCGUACAGAGAAGAAGCCGCCCCGCAGGGAGUCAACGUAAUAAAACUGGAGCUCGGACACAAAAGCGUAAAACGGUCAUACCUGCUCGCAACUCACUUCGGCUAAAGGCAGGGAGAAUAUCCUUUAGGGGUAAGAAACAUAAAAAGGUUGCUGCAAGCAAACCACUGCGACGUUCAGGGAGGCAAACGAAGCAGGUUAUUCGGCUGCAGGAUGAAAGUCAAGUUCCUGGAGGGAGUGAGAAACGGAAGCUGGAAACUGUGGGAGACAGAGGCAGUGCUAAGAAAGCAAGACAAGAAAGGUGCUCGACCUAUUGGUUGAAUGGACUCCGCUUAUCAAGAGAGCCUGGUGAUGAACGGAUCAAUAAGUUCUCGAGAGAUGGAUUUUCUAAACCUUUGAAGAACUCGGGUGCUGUUCAAGUUCGAGGUGAGUGUCGUUUAUGCGGCUCCAUGGACUCUGAAUCCGGAUCAACUCUCAUCGCCUGUGAAAAUUGUGAAAAAUGGUACCAUGGAGAUGCAUGUGGGAUUAACGAGACGAAUUCAAGUAUGGUGAUUGAAUUCCGGUGCCAUAUCUGUCGACAGACGCCUUCACCCUCAUGUCCACCUAUGUAAUCUUACUACUUCCCUUGCCCCAUCCUAAGCUGUGAGUUUGUUAUGAUAGAAUAUUCUUAGGCUGGGGAUCAAGCUGGGAGAAUUAGGUAGGGGAAGGUGUAACUUGGAGAUGUCUAUUGCGUAAGUGAAUCAAGGGAAAGGAGUAACAGAAGAGGAAACAGUUUGGAGAUAGUAUGAAGUUAGUUUUGCUUGUUGGGACUGCUAACUUGGAUGAGUAGGUACUAAAGUGAAGUGUUUGACUUUAAGAGUUAAGAGUGAACAAAUAUGAGAUUCAAGAACCAGAGAUAAUUUUUAUCAUAUGAUUUCUUUUUCUUUUUCUUUUUUCUUUUUAUUAUGGAGGAACUUGGUAAACAAGUGAAAGUAUGUAAUAAAGAAUGUUGAAUUUAUUUUCUAUCGAAAUACUUUGGUAAA
Brassica rapa (field mustard) is the source of this 7803-nucleotide messenger RNA. RefSeq names its product DDT domain-containing protein PTM. Lineage: Eukaryota; Viridiplantae; Streptophyta; Magnoliopsida; Brassicales; Brassicaceae. The record is from RefSeq and is a predicted model, not a curated record.